Arthroderma uncinatum is the source of this 1629-nucleotide messenger RNA. Its product is annotated as protein kinase. Gene Ontology annotation, biological process: spliceosomal complex assembly; regulation of mRNA processing; protein phosphorylation. Bases 1 to 1629 code for a protein of 542 amino acids. Gene Ontology annotation, molecular function: ATP binding; protein kinase activity. The transcript is spliced from 6 exons. Lineage: Eukaryota; Fungi; Ascomycota; Eurotiomycetes; Onygenales; Arthrodermataceae. The record is from RefSeq and is a predicted model, not a curated record.
AUGAGCUCACCUUUCGUUCGAAACGGCUCGGCUGCGACUCAGAAUGUUCACCAAUUGCUGCCCCGCGACGUGAAACUAGAAGAGGAAGAGCUCCCCGAUUACAAUUCCCAAUAUUUCUACCCAGUCAGGCUGGGAGAUGUAUUCGAGUCCAGGUACCAAGUCAUCACGAAGCUCGGGUUUGGGGUGGGUUCGAGUGUAUGGCUCUGCCGGGACUUAGAGCAGCAAGCUCAUGUAGCUGCCCAGUCUACCAACGAAGUGGUUGUAAUGAGACAUAUUCGAUCCACUGAUUUUGAACAUCCCGGCGAGAGAUACCUCCGACUCGCACUCAAAGAGUUCACCAUCUGUGGGCCUGGGGGGGAACACAGAUGCCUCCUCUAUGCGCCUCAGGGGAUGACUUAUACUGAGCUCCGCAAUUCACUGCCAAAUCGCAUGCUGGAUAAGGCACUCCUCCAGCAGUCCUACCAGUUAAUCUUGAUUGGGCUAGAUCUUCUACACCAGCUGGAUGUGGUACAUACAGAGCAUCCUAGCGCCCGCAAAGUCCUUCAGGACCGGACCGUCUAUCGGUCCCACUCUAUGCCCAUAACCCAUGGCACGCCAGUGCUUUGUGACUUUGGGGGGGCCAGAAUUGGCGAAAGGAAGCACCGAGGCGAUGUGAUGCCUGACUUCUAUCGUGCACCGGAGGUGAUACUAGGGAUGGAAUGGGACUGCAAGAUUGACAUCUGGUCAAUUGGAGUUAUGGUAUGGGAUUUAUUUGAAGGCAGUCGCCUUUUUUAUGCCCUUAAAAACCACAUUCUGGAUGAUGAGCAACAUCUCGCUGAGAUGGUUGCCCUCAUGGGACCUCCCCCACUGAGCUUCCUUCAACGGAGUGAGAAAUGCCGCAAGUACUGGGAUGCAGAAGGGCGGUGGAUUGCGGCAACGCCUAUCCCCGAGCAGUCGCUUGACGCAAGAGAGGGGCGUCUGGAAGGUGAAGACCACAAGCUGUUGUUGGAUUUUCUCAGCAAAAUACUCAAAUGGCUUCCCGAAGAACGUGCCUCAGCGCAGGAGUUAAUAUCUCAUCCAUUUCUGAUGCAGCGUGCUGAACAGCCGCAAAGAACUAGUACAUCUGCUAUGGUCAACUAUGUGCCUGGUUACAUAGACUCUACACCCCAACUCGACUUUAAAGCAUAUUGGGAAGAUGAAGACCAUCUCGCACAGGGAGAGCCCGAGCCGAACGUUCGUUCGCAAACACUGGUCUACCACUACAAAGGCAAGAAGUGGUGGAUCAAAGUGACGUUAAUGGGUUUAAUAUCUUGUAUAUCGAACGAACAGAAGGCCUCAAAGCGCGAGCGACGGAAAGAGUUUCAAGGCUUUGUUAAAGUGAUAAACUAUGGAUCCCUCGCCCUCCUUGAUGAUACCAUGACUGAGAUAAUAUUACGAGAAGAACCAGAGGUAGCGACUGCUAUUGAAUUGUAUUGUGAAGCCACGGAUUCCGCAAGCAGGAUUGCAGGUGUUGUAAGCAAGCUGAGAUAUCAGAUCCGAGAGGAUCCAUUGAGAGUUAUCUAUCUAUUAUGCGAGGAGUUUCCUUCACUUGACCAGAUCAACAUUACAGAAUUGACGAACAAGGUGGAAAUUGCCGAUGGCGUCUUCUAG